Messenger RNA from Lasiosphaeria miniovina, 3976 nucleotides. RefSeq names its product putative DNA mismatch repair protein Msh6. Gene Ontology annotation, molecular function: mismatched DNA binding; ATP binding; ATP-dependent DNA damage sensor activity. The transcript has 3 exons. The record is from RefSeq and is a predicted model, not a curated record. Gene Ontology annotation, biological process: mismatch repair. The coding region runs from base 202 to 3738 and encodes 1178 amino acids. NCBI's taxonomy places the organism in Eukaryota, Fungi, Ascomycota, Sordariomycetes, Sordariales, Lasiosphaeriaceae. Gene Ontology annotation, cellular component: MutSalpha complex; nucleus.
CUAUUGUAGGGCUUGGGAUAGGCUAACACGGACGCGAAAACCGCCACCCCUGGAACCCCCCAGCGCGGCGUGGCGCCUCUUGCCUGAAAAAUCUCUUGGAAACGUUGCGGGGUAGUAGCAACGCCCGGAUUCUGCUGCGAUGUUCACGUUUCUCUACAUUACCACCAAGAUACCUGUGCUAGAUGCUGUUGAGCGACAAAGAUGGGGGCUAAUUCUCGAGGAGCAGCUCGCACAACCGUCCCGAAGAAGCCUGCUCCAGGCUUGGUGGGUAAGCAGCAGAGCAUCCUAGGAUUUUUCUCCAAGGUCGCUUCUGCUCAAGCUAAUGCUUCCCCGUCAUCCUCCCGUUCGACUGUUACGCACGCCCCAAACACAGACCAGACGGAGGCACUCAAGGCCAGACCUCUCUCAGUCUUGACGCUUGCAAGCAGUCCCGCCCGGAGGGAACAGGCUGCUAACUGCACCCAACCAUUGCGCAAGGACGAGCACCAGGAUGAGAGACACAGAUGGGAUAGGACCGCUCUUCCCGAGGCCGAAGACGACGACGAAGACGACGACGACGAAGACGACGACGACGACGACAAAGAAGAAGAAGAAAGCGGAAUCAGGAACAAGAACGUCAACAGCGAUGACAACCGUACGCCAAGCGGAUACCUAUCCCCAGUCGUUCAUGGCAUGGAGGACAUCGCGGUCUCCGACGAUGGCGAAAUGCAGCAGAAGGAAAAGAAGAGGAAGCGGCAGCCUGAAAAUAACAACCCACGCAAACGGUCGACGGUGCCUUCCCCUUCAGGAGGCCAGGAUGAUCAUCAAGAGGGCCAAGCCAUGUGCCAAUGGCGAUACGACCCGAACAGCGCUGGGCCCGCCCGGCCCGCCCAGCCCGGCCCGGUAACGCUGCAACCAACUCCUACAGCAUUUCCUAGCAAGGGCAAGGAAAAGGCCCACAACAUCAAGCAACCGCGAGGGAGAAGCGCGUGGCUGGCGAACGUCAUGGACAUGGAAAAGAGGACGCCGGACCAUCCCGAGUACGACAAGUCGACCCUCUUCAUUCCUCCUCACGUCUGGAACAAUUUCACUCCCUUUGAGAAGCAGUACUGGACAGUCAAGCAGAGGUACUGGGACACGGUAGUUUUCUUCAGGAAGGGCAAGUUCUACGAGCUGCUCGAGAACGAUGCAAUCCUCGGCCACCAACUCUUUGACCUCAGGGUCACGGAACGUAUCAACAUGCCAAUGGUUGGUUUUCCUGUGACCUCCUUCGACACGUGGGCGAACCAGUUCCUCUCCAAGGGCUUCAAGGUGGCAAGGGUGGAUGAGAUGGAAUCCGCUCUGGGCAUGGAGAUGCGGGUGCGAGACAGCGCUGCCGCUAAGAAGGACAAGAUCAUCCGACGCGAGCUUGGCUGCGUCCUGACUGGUGGGACUUUGGUGGAGGAGGCCAUGCUUCACGAUGACAUGGCAACCUUCUGCGCAGCUAUCAAAGAGUCCAUCAUCGAUGAUAAGCCAGCCUUCGGCAUUGCUUUUGUAGAUGCUGCCACGGGUCAGUUCUACGUCUCCCAGUUCAAGGACGACGCGGACCUGACCCAGUUUGAAACUUUGGUGGUGCAGACGUCGCCGCGAGAGCUGGUUCUGGAAAAGUCGCAUCUUUCGGCCAAGGCCAAACGUAUCCUCAAGAACAACACGACGCCAAUGACCAUCUGGAAUCACCUCAAGCCCGGUACUGCCUUCUGGGAUGCCGACACGACGCGGCGGGAGCUUGAUUCUGGCGACUAUUUCGGAUCGGAGGGAGGGGCAACCUGGCCGGAAACAUUGGCCCAAGCCCGAGAUAGCGACUUGCUCCUGUCUGCUUUCGGCGCUCUUGUCCACUACCUUCGUACGCUCAAGCUUGAGCGCAGCCUCAUCUCCCGGGGCAAAUUCCAGCUCUAUAACCCCAUCCACCGCCACGGUACUCUCAUCCUCGACGGGCAGACCCUCAUCAACCUAGAGAUCUUCGCUAAUAGCGUAAACGGAGGUGGCGAGGGGACGCUAUUCAAGCUGCUCAACCGUUGCAUUACGCCGUUUGGUAAGCGCCUUUUCCGCCAGUGGGUCUGCCAUCCGCUAUACAAUGCCCAACAAAUCAACGAGCGUCUAGACGCGGUAGACACCUUGAAUGCCGAUUGCAACAUCCGAGACCAGUUAUCGUCCGGGAUGACCAAGAUUCCUGACCUUGAGAGGCUCGUCUCCCGGAUCCGCGCGGGUAGCUGCAAACCCAACGACUUUAUCCGCGUUUUGGAAAGCUUCGAGCAGAUUGAGUACACCAUAAGCCUACUGCGUGCGUCUAGCGGCAGCGGCAGCAGCAGCAGCAGCAGCAGCAGCAACGGCAUCCUAGGACGGCUUCUGGCGUCUAUGCCCAAUCUGAGCGAACCUCUCGAUUACUGGAAGGGUGCAUUUGACCGCGAAAAAUCCCGCCAGGAAGGGUUGUUUACCCCCAACAGAGGAAUCCGGGACGACUUCGACGGCAGUUCCGAUAACAUUGGCCGCAUCAAGAGCGAGCUUCAGGCUCUUUUAACCAAGCAGAAGAGCGCCCUGAAGAAUCGGAGCAUCAAGUUCGCUGAUGUAAGUAAGGAGGUCUACCAACUCGAAGUCCCGAAAGCCGUCAAGGUCCCCAAGGACUGGCGGCAGAUAUCUGCCACAACAACUGUCAAAAGAUAUUACUUCAGAGAGCUAGACAGCCUUAUCCGGGAGCUGCAGGAGGCCGAGGAACUCCACUCGCAGACUGUCCGUGACAUUACCUCUAGCUUUUACCAGACUUUCGACGUGGACUCGGAGACCUGGCUCCGGAGCAUCAACAUUGUUGCGCAGCUGGACUGCCUCAUGAGCCUGGCAAACCUAUCGUCUUCCCUGAGCGAGCCACGCUGCCGCCCAAUAUUUGUCGACGAGAAGCGGAGCGUGGUCGAAUUUGAGGAGCUACAGCACCCGUGCAUAUUGGUCGACGAUUUCAUUCCCAACGACAUCAAGCUUGGCGGCAGCGAGGCCAAGAUUAAUCUGCUCACUGGUGCCAACGCAGCCGGCAAGUCGACGAUUCUAAGGAUGACUUGCGCUGCCGUCAUCAUGGCCCAGAUCGGCUGUUACGUUCCGGCCGUCUCCGCUCGCCUGACGCCUAUUGAUAGAAUCAUGUCUCGUCUUGGGGCCAAUGACAAUAUCCUUGCUGCCCAGUCCACAUUUUUCAUCGAGCUGUCCGAGACGAAAAAAAUCCUGGCCGAAGCAACUCCUCGCUCGCUUGUUAUCCUCGACGAACUUGGUCGAGGUACUUCGUCGUAUGACGGACUCGCUGUUGCGCAGGCAGUCUUGCACCAUAUCGCCAGCCAUAUCGGCUGUGUAGGCUUUUUUGCAACUCACUACCGCUCUCUGGCCGAGGAGUUCGACAAGCACCCGGAAAUCCGGCCCCGACGGAUGCGGGUUUACGUUGACGAUGUAGGUCGCCGUAUCACGUUCUUGUACAAGCUGGAGGACGGGGUUGCAGAGAGCUCUUUCGGCAUGCACUGCGCAGCUAUGUGCGGCAUCCCGAACAAAGUGAUCGAGGGAGCCGAGGUUGCAGCCCGGGAGUGGGAGCACACGGGCCGUUUUAAGAGGAGCUUGGAACGCGCCAAGGCUGGGUGUUACAUCCCUCUAGGCAUACUGAGCGAUGUCUCCAAUAUGCUGCGAGACGACGGGGAUGGUAUGACGGAGCACGACGUUGACGUGUUGCUGCGAACUAUUGAAGCUCUCUGAGGGCAUACGCCAUUUGUUGUAUUUUGAAUUUGGCGUCUGCUGUCGAAUCCUCAUUGUGAGAUAGUCCUGGGAGCGAGCCGUACAGGUUCAGGGCUCCCCUCGAGGGAACGCUGCUGUACCGACUAGCCCUAUAGUCGACUGAUCACGGCCUCAUCGCCCACGUACUUAGUUAAUUUAGACAUUGGCACGCACAACCGGCAGCGAUCAGGUAAGAAGCGUCCGCGUCAAAGGCGUACGA